CGAGGUAAAGUAGGACAGUGUGUAUUGGAGAGGAAUUGGCAACGUCACAUUUAUAAAAUAUUUUGUUUCUCAUGUGUUUUUGUUUUUAUAAACAUGGAUGACAAUGCCAUGGAGUCUCUAGAAAAUAGUGUAAGCAGUGGUCCUGGAAUGUCAAUGGCAAUGGAUAUGGGAGGUAUGGGUAUGACAAGCCCUAUUUCAUCUGUUGGUUCCAUGUCGCCAGGAAUGUCCUCACCAGACAUAAAACCUGAUAUCUCAUCCCUGUCAGUAACAUCGCCGCCUGGUUCAUACUUCAGUUACGGAAUGCAUCAAGGCAUGACAUCACAGUCCGGUUCCAUUCACUCGCCGCCUUUACACUCGCCAUCAUCAUCAGUGCAGUCGCCAUCGAUGAUGUCCAUCGGAUCACCAGGCUCAGUUGGUUCCCCACCAAAUCCACACAUGCCACAUACAACUCUGAGUAACAAACACAUAUGUGCCAUAUGUGGUGACAGAGCUUCGGGAAAACAUUAUGGUGUUUACAGUUGUGAAGGCUGCAAGGGCUUUUUCAAGCGUACUGUACGAAAGGAUCUGACCUAUGCGUGUCGGGAUGAUAGAAAUUGUAUGAUAGAUAAACGUCAGAGGAACCGAUGCCAGUACUGUAGAUAUAUGAAGUGUCUAUCUAUGGGCAUGAAACGAGAAGCAUUGAUUGACAAAUCCACUAGUCCUGCAGUGAAUUCUGCUGUACAGGAAGAAAGACAGAGAAACAAGGAGAAGGGGGAGGGAGAGGCUGAGAGUACAGUUAAUGCUAACUCUGACAUGCCAGUGGAGAAAAUCCUGGAGGCAGAACUUGCUGUCGAACCCAAGACAGACACCUACAUUGAUGCUCAGAAAGAUGCUGUAACCAACAUAUGUCAGGCUGCAGAUAAACAGUUGUUUACGUUAGUAGAAUGGGCUAAGCGUAUACCUCACUUUACUGAACUGCCGUUAGACGAUCAGGUCAUACUCCUUAGAGCAGGUUGGAAUGAAUUAUUGAUAGCUGCGUUCUCUCAUCGAUCGAUCUCUGUGAAAGACGGCAUACUGCUUGCCACAGGUCUUCAUGUACAUAGGAGUAGUGCUCAUCAGGCUGGCGUCGGUACCAUAUUCGACCGUGUAUUGACAGAACUAGUGUCCAAAAUGAGGGAGAUGAAAAUGGACAAGUCAGAACUUGGCUGUCUACGUGCCAUUGUACUCUUUAAUCCAGAUGCUAAAGGAUUAACAAGUGUACAAGAGGUGGAGCAGUUAAGAGAAAAAGUUUAUGCGUCUUUGGAGGAGUAUUGUAAAUCACGUUAUGUUGAUGAACCAGGACGUUUUGCCAAGUUGUUACUGCGAUUACCAGCUCUGCGGAGCAUCGGUCUUAAAUGUUUAGAACAUUUGUUUUUCUUUAAACUCAUUGGCGACACACCGAUCGACACGUUUUUAAUGGAGAUGUUGGAAACACCGAGUCCCGCGUCAUGACUGUACUGUAGCAGAGACGCAUAUUAAAUUGCUUGUCGCAUUUUUGUCGUAGCGUUUUAUAAGUACAGUCAGACCAGAAAACUGUAUAUUUGUAUAAUAGAGAAAGGUUUGUGAAAACGAAAUGUGCUUCAGUGUGUUUUUACAACUCUUGAUAUUACUUUUAAGACUGCUGUUCAGUGUCGGAAAAAUUUUGAAAUGGGGAGCUGGAGGGCGGGGCUUCUGUCACAGCUUCUAAUAGCGGGAUCUGUAGGCGACUUUUAAGGGCAUCGCUUUUUGUGGCAGGAUAUUUUCAAAGGCCCUGUCUGUUUCUGACAAUAGUGGCUGAUGUGUCUUUCAAAAGAUUUUUGUAAUGUACUUUUUUUAGGCCUUUUUCUUGUAUUGACUAUUUUUAGAAGGAAAUAAACUUUGUAGUUAAUGACAGUACAGUAAAAAUAAAAUGGAUAGGGCUUAAGAUGUAGUGGUUUGAAAAUUCGAAAUUUUUCUGGGAAAGCUAUUCUACAAUGACUAAAGGUAUAGUCAGCUUUGAAUUCUCGACAGUGAAACAAUUUCUUUAUGCUUAAAGGAAUAUUACUCACUGAAAGUUAAAAAAAAGUUUGCUGAAACUUGUUGAAGAAAAUCUUUGUUAUGUAUGUUUACCACAGAUGAAAGUUUGAAAUUUGUAUUAAUAACUGCGCAUUGAAGUCAUCUCGAACCCAUAUUAACUUACAGUUUAUUGAUGAAUUUAGAAAUUCUGAUUGAUUAGUAGCAUGUAGAUUAAGUACACCCUGUAGGUGUUUGUUGUUUAAGUUUACAGUUAAUGUUUACACUUUAGAAGACAAUCUCUCAUUUCAUUUGAAUAAGUAAUCACUGCGGAUGCACUUGCUUCUGAUCAGGAAGAUCACGAACCACCGAGGCAAGGUUAUUUAGUCAUAUAUAGGUGAUUCACUGAAGGCAGUAUUGGCAAUGUGCUGCUUUUUGAAAUAACUUAAUUUCUCCUCCAACUAAAGAAAAAUAGUAUUGGGAUAAGAGUCUAGAUUUCAGUGACCACUUGGCACAAAUUAUUUUUAGAGGUGAUUCCCUGAACGUUGUAUUAUUCUGUAUUCUUAGCACAAAGAUGUCGGGAUUAUUUUUUUGUUUGUUAUUUUAUUUAUGCAUCAACUUGCGAUGCAAUAAAAAUGCCUGCAUGUAAGUUGUACAUACUCAUUUUUCAUCAGAAUGUUUAUUGAUAAAUAUCAACGUCCUUUAACACACAGAAUAACCAACUGAAAUUAUAGUCCAAUUGAAAAAAUAUUUCCUGGGAAAGUACACUUGCACUUUGUUCGCUUAGACUUGACAAGACCAGCAAAUUAUCUUGGGAUUUGCUGGGACCCGACGAUGUGUCUGAGAAAAGGGCGGUGUUUGAAGUAUCUGAAUUCAAGGGAAUGAAGUUUGACUGUAUAUUAACAAUAUAGUAAAAGAAAUUGUUGCUGGUGUUAUAAAAUCUGCCUAUUUUAGACAUAAGUGUGGUCCUUUGUUAAAAUUAUGUCAUAUGAUCUUGUUAAUGAUUAUGUUAGAGAAAUUAAAAAUAUUUUGAAGGAGUAAGGGAAAAAUAUUCUUAGCCUGAAAAGUCUUAAAUGCAUCUACAAAUAUAAAAGACUUGCUUUUGAAACCUUGAGAUUUUGCUUUGUUUUUAUAGUAAGAUGCAUACAUGUAUGCCUAAAUGUAGAAAACUAUAUACUGUGAAAUUGUUUAAUCUCGUGGGCAUGAAAUUUUAUGGCUUUUUCCAAAAUGAUGGUUAUGGGAUAUGAAUUUAUGGAUUUUAAUGGUUGAUGGCGACAUGAUUUGGAAGAUUAUUUAUUGAUUGGGAAGGUAUUUUGUGGGUUCAUCAACCACAAAAUCCCUGAAAAUUGGUCCCCAUACAAAUAUGAAUGAUUUCAUAGUACAUGGCAGUUAGAAGCAUUGACUGAUAAUUGCUUUCUUUCAGCUGCUCAUUUUAAACUUAUAGUUUAGGUUUUGCAUGUACAUUUUGAACAUGUAUUAGUGAUUUAUGUUAACAUUGCAUAGUUGUUAAUUUAGAAACCUCAGAUAAUGAAAUUCUGUACCUUCCCAUACCUAUCUAGUAUAAGAUAAGUAUAAGAGCUAAACUUGUCAAAUGAAGAAUUCCAUUUACUAUGGUCUUUCUGUAUAGAUACAAUUUUAUAUUUGGGGAAAAUCAGUAAAGUACACAUUAUAGUCCCAUUUAUAAAGCAGAUAUUGAUGGAGUUGUUAGUAUUCUUAUGAUUUCUUGUUUGAUUUUGAGUUUUCUUCGGUUUUCUACAGGGUUUGUGAUUGCAGUUUGAUAUUCACUAGACGUUUAGAAGUCUUGUGAAGUGUUUUAGGUGCCUUAGAUGUUGAUAUUGACAAAGUAUUUAUUAUUAUUACAAAAUAUUCUGAGUUUUUUUCGCUUUGAAUCAUGAACUAUAACUGUGAUUUUCUGAAGAUUUUAAAUGAAAUGAAAUUAUUGUGGCUUUUUAAUAUGAGCCGCGCCAUGAGAAAACUAACAUAGUGGCUUUGCGAGCAGCAUGGAUCCAGACCAGCCUGCGCAUCCGCGCAGUCUGGUCAGGAUCCAUGCUGCUCGCUUUCAAAGCCUAUAGCAAUUAGAGAGACCGUUACCGAACAGCAUUGAUCCUGACCAGACUGCGCGGAUGUGCAGGCUGGUCUGGAUCCAUGCUGAUCGCAAUGCCACUUUGUUGGUUUACUCAUGGUGCGGCUCAUAUAAUGAUUUAAGAUCUCAUUUAUACGGCUUGUACUGGAUUCAAUAGAAAAAUUACGCACUUUACAUUAAAUUUUAUUCACUGUUACCUCCUUUGAAAAAUUGAUAUUCCCUACCUUGAUUGGUGUGAUAAGAUGCAAACUGUAUCAGAUGUCUUUGUUGUUAUGAAUCAUGAGACAAAUGGUAUAAAGAGAUGAAUCACCUUUGUAUUGUUGCAUGAAACAGACAGUUGUCGUAGUAAUAUAAAUUUGAUAAAGAAACAAAAACUUAAGACGUGUAUCAAUUUCAUAUACCAAAUCAGUGAACAUAGAUUGAGUAACCUUUGCAUCACAUUUCGUUUUGUGAUUUGAUAGACAGCAGUCUUAAUCAAUUUAUUAAAUAUUCGCAAUUUGUAAUUGUAUAUACUAUUAAAGGUAAUGAUUUUUAGUAUUAAAAAAGGUUUUCAAUUCAUAUCUCUUUGAUGAAAAAAAUAGCAAGAAAUAAAACCCUCUUGACUAUUUCCACAGCUUUAGUACCUUUUAUAGAAUACUACGUUUCAUUCUUAAUGGUAUGACAUUGUCCAUACUGCUUGUUUUUAGAAAGGAGCUUAUUUGUUACUCAGUAAGUGCUACCGAUUGUUUUGAAGUUUGCAUAUUUUAUGAUCAUAUAUUGUUCUUUAUAUAUAUAUAUAUAUAUAGUUACGAUGUACAUGUCUUUGUAUAGGUUUGUUCACCACUAUAUUAUAUGGAGAAAUGUGUUAUAUAUACAUUUGAGCCGUGCCAUGGGAAAACCAACAUAGUGGGUAUGCGACCAGCAUGGAUCCAGACCAGCCUGCGCAUCCGCGCAGUCUGGUCAGGAUCCAUGCUGUUCGCUAAUAGUUUCUCCAAUUCCAAUAGGCUUUAAAAGCGAACAGCAUGGAGCCUGACCAGACUGCGCGGAUGCGCAGGCUGGUCUGGAUCCAUGCUGGUCGCAUACCCACUAUGUUGGUUUUCUCAUGGCACGGCUCAUUUAUUGUACCUGUUGUGAUAGCCAUUCUGUAAUUAAUUUGGGCAAUCGAGAUUCAGCAGUUGUUAAAUUUCACAUCGACCUCAUCUUGUUGUUUUAGUUUGGUAGAAAAUGAAUUUCUUAGAACCAUAAGAUAGUGAACUGGUAUUGACUCUGGACGGUUCCCAUAUGAUAGUGAACUGGUAUUGACUCUGGACGGUUCCCAUGUGAUUACAUACUCUUGUUAAAUGGAAGUUUAAGUCUAAGCUCACAGUUGACAUCAGAGGCAUGCAAAAAGCUAUGUUCAGCCACAUGUAGACCUUAAACCCAGCUGCUGCUUAAUGCUAGAAGCAUAUUGUGAUUUUUGCUUAGAAACAACUUGCCUUGUUGACAGUAAGCUUAGAACAGAACAAGUCCAUACUUCAAAAUUGUAUUUUUUAAUUUUGCAUUCUACAGUUUAAAUAUAGGCGUAUGAAAUCAGAAGAUAUACUGUGAUUUUCUUUUCUAGAGAUUGCAUUUAUUUUCUAAAUUUUAAAGAUUUUAAGAAGAAAAAACACAUUUCUGCAGUGAAUGUAUGGUCCUUAAAGACUGAGGGAAGUAUGGUGACCAGUCACAGUAAAGUAACCAUGCCAUUGGUCGAUUUAAAGCUAAGCACCUACCAUAGCCAUUGGUCACUUUCAAACUGAGCAUCAACCAGUCAGACGCCUGAGAUUUGAGACUCCACCCCGAUUUAUAUUUUGAUGUGAUCAGAUCUCUUUUUUGCUCCAGCAUCCUGUGAAAUCCAGAAAUAAAUUUACUGACCUGUACCAUUAAUUUUCAUCAGUUUUAUGACAUCCCUAGAAUCCCAGAUUGGCAUGGAUUUUGCCAGUGUAAAGGGAGGUAAAUAAAAACUUGACCACCUUAAAGGGAGACAAUUAUGAUUCAUGAAGAUUGUGGGCUAAUUGAUACUAAAACUCUAGAUUUAAAAUUUGCAUAAUCAGGAAAAGAUUGAAGUGCUAAAUGAAGAUUAAAGUUGUGAAUACAGAUCAUCUUAGAUAUGUAUAUAUAUAUAUAUUCUUGAUUUAUCAGUUGAUUGUAUAUAAUUGUUGUAAAAUGUAAUUAUUGUUGAUUUUUAGUGGGUGGCUUUUAGAGUUUACUUGACGGAAUAUGUUUCUUUCAUUUCAUUGUAACAGGGGUAAAUUUGGCAUAUGAGCCGCGCCGUGGGAAAACCAACAUAGUGGCUUUGCAACCAGCAUGGAUCCAGACCAGCCUGCGCAUCCACGCAGUCUGGUCAGGAUCCAUGCUGUUCGCUAACAGUUUCUCGAAUGGCAUUAGGCUUUCAAGCGAACAGCAUGGAUCCUGACCAGACUGCGCGGAUGCGCAGGCUGGUCUGGAUCCAUGCUGGUCGCAAAGCCACUAUGUUGGUUUUCUCAUGGCGCGGCUCAUACAUGUAAAGCAUGAUUUUUUUUACAAGUACAUUUUUCUGUUAAGAAUAAGUAAAUAAAGUAAAGAAAGAUUGUUUUAAAGGUGUUGGUGUAGGACAUACUAAUGUUUACUUUGAAAGUGCUCCGCUUAAUUGAAGAUGGUAAUGUUAAUGCAUUCAUACAUAUUUGUAACUGGAGAAUAUUUGUAACUGGAGAAGUGAAGGUUUAAAGAGACCUGUUCUAUUCUGUAACUAGGACCUGAAAAAUUUAAGUAUUCAAAAGGAAAAGUUUACUUGCUGUAAUACGUAUUUACACAGAAAAUUUGAUAUCUACAAAGUCUGUACUACUUGCCGUUUCAUUUUGUUAAUAAAGUAACCCCUAAAGCAUAUUAAAUAUCUCAUAACUUAUCCCAUUUAAGUUUUCUGCUCAAUAUCAUUAUAAUAUAUCAUCUGUCAUUUUCUGUCAUGAAAAAAUAGAAAUACGGCAUUUUGAUUUUUGAAAACUGGUGGGUCAGUGUUUACUUUUGACAAGAAAAUAUAAACGAAUUUGUAUCAGCUGAGUUACUAAAGUUUGACAGCUAGAAAAUGUGGUAAAAUGUCAGGAUUAUAUACUUUAAUCAGUUUCUUAAAAGAUAGGGAACUUGACAUUAAUUUAGUAUUCGAGAUAUUAUUUGUCGAAAGUUCAUUUUCACCAGAACUAUGUCAAAAAGGCAAACUGCAAAAACAAUUGUCUGUAAUUAAUGGUGAAAUUCUUGGCAUUUUCUAAGAAAAUUCAGUUUAGACCCAGUUGAUAAUAAAUAUCUUUUCAUUCAACAACCAGCCAGAUUAACCCAAUGCCAGUGAUCUCACUUUUUGUUGAUAUUAAAUAAUCAUAAAUGCCUUAAAUACAAGGGUUGAUCAAGAAAAAAUGUCACUGAGUCCUUUCAGAUGUGAUUUUCUAUUGUUUUCUUACACAAUUUCAUAGCUCCAGAGGCAUUGCUUCGGGAUCAACCCUAAUAUUUUACGAAAUGAAGUUUCAAAUAAAAUUACAUUUUGCAGAUCUCAAUUAAAUAUGUUCUUUUCACACUUCAUAUUAUUGUUGCAUGCCUGUAUCCUACAGUUUACAUAUGUGAAAUUUUUUACGAAGUUAAGCUUUCCCCGUAAAAGAGUUGCAAGAAAUUGCAUGCUUAUGCAUUGUUGUUUGAUUUAAAUUGACUGACUGCAGUGUAAUUGUUUUUGUAUGCUGGUCUAAAGAAUUUAUGAUGUAAUAGCUCAUGUAUUAUAUAUAAUUUCUGAUUACUAGACCUUAUACACUUAUGUGUCAUUGAUGGAAUGUAUUUUAUGAGUUUUGUCUAGUAAGAUCUUGUUAAACUUUGAAUGUGUUUUAGUCAGUGACUUUUUGAUUGAGUGGGUUAAGCUUGUUAUUGACAUUUUUCAAUUUUGAUUAAUAGUAAUCGAGGUGAAUAGCAUAUUUGCACAGGGGUGCGUUCACUUAAGUUCCCAGUCGCAAAAAUAAAGACAAAAAAAAACAAUUUCGGAAGUGAUUAUAGUCUUGUGAAAAUAUUACUAGAAUUCUCUUAUAACGAUAAAAAGUAAAGUCUUUUACAAAGAACGUUUAUAUGAGUGAAUACAGUACAUGGCCCCUUGCAGAAUACAUGAAGUGAAACAUUAUUUUAACUGUCAUUUUAAUAAUUCCCAAGCAUUGUUAUUACUGUAUGUAUAUUAAAAAGAAAAGCUUGUAUCUUGUAUUUUAGGAUAUCAUGCUUUUAUUAGUUGUAUUCUAUCACCCUCAUCAAAUAAAACUUCAAAAUGAAA
Mercenaria mercenaria is the source of this 8339-nucleotide messenger RNA. RefSeq names its product retinoic acid receptor RXR-like. Gene Ontology annotation, cellular component: RNA polymerase II transcription regulator complex; nucleus. Bases 94 to 1470 code for a protein of 458 amino acids. Gene Ontology annotation, molecular function: nuclear steroid receptor activity; zinc ion binding; nuclear receptor activity. The transcript has 8 exons. Gene Ontology annotation, biological process: anatomical structure development; positive regulation of transcription by RNA polymerase II; cell differentiation. Lineage: Eukaryota; Metazoa; Mollusca; Bivalvia; Venerida; Veneridae. The record is from RefSeq and is a predicted model, not a curated record.